AUGGCGACCGAAACUUUCCUUGGGCAGGGAAAGCACAACGUAUUGACCUCUCUGAGCUAUUGGAAUGACCCAGGUGACGGUUCCGUACCAACCCCCAUUACUAUCAGUAAAGGCCGCAUCGUCAACGAGCGACCAUAUCUAACUCAUCCCUUCCUGAUCACUGACGUCAAUGGGGAUGAAGAGAACUACACUCUUGACCAGCAUGGAUUCCAAUAUCAUCAUUCGCCAAGCAAGGAAACCGAGUUUCUGGACGACAAGAAGAUCGAAGCAGAAUACUACCCCGAGUGUGCAGAUUUGUUGAAAGAAGUAACGGGAGCAAAACGCAUUCAUGUUUUCAAUCAUAAAGUCAGACGUGGACCAACACAAUGGCAUCAUCUGGGCUUCACAAACCUUGCGAAUCGAGGACCUGUCACCAAAACGCACGUUGAUCAAAGUUAUGCUGGGGCUGAGAAACGUUUGAGAUGGGAAUUGCCGGAUGAAGCAGACGAGUUACUGAAGAGGCGAUACCAAAUCAUAAACGUCUGGCGUCCAAUCAAGAAGAUUCGAAAAGACCCGAUUGCGGUUGCAGAUGCCAAUACUGUCCCAGAUGAGGAUCUUGUUGCGGCUGUUAUGACGGACAAUGGAUUUACUGGCGAGCAAUGGGUGGUGAGACAUAACCCAAAACACAAGUGGUAUUAUAAACAUCAUCUCGGAACAGAGGAGGUUCUCUUGAUCAAAUGCUUUGACUCGGAUGAACUAGUUGGGAGAAGGGCACUGCAUUCGGCCUUUGAGGAUCCUGCUUAUCGAGAAGAAGAGUCAAGACAGAGCAUUGAAGUCAGGUGUUUGGUUUUUUAUGAGGAUGAAUAG
This is a messenger RNA of Hymenoscyphus albidus, 846 nucleotides long. The record is from the annotation of a GenBank genome assembly. Lineage: Eukaryota; Fungi; Ascomycota; Leotiomycetes; Helotiales; Helotiaceae.